GCGCCCCGCACCAACAUGGCCACCGCCUCCGGGUGAGCGGGGCCGCCGCGAGUCGGCCGUUGCUGGGCAUGCUCCCUGAGUGCCCCGCACCAAUAUGGCGGGCGUCCUCGCUGGGGUGACUUUAAUUCUCGGUUUUCGGUUCUAGCCGGCCGGUGCUCACUUCUCUUCGGAAAGCUCUGGGCGCGUGGUGGGGCCGGAGAAAGGCAGGGCGGGUGCGGGGGUGAAAGGUGAGAGGGGACUGCAGGCAUCCAGGCCGGCUCCUGGCGGCAGGAAGAUGGCUGAGAGCGAGCGGCGGUCGCCGCCAGACUCUUCGGAGGAUAUCCUUCCAGCCACUCAGAACUUCAUCAUUCCAAAAAAAGAGAUCCACACUGUUCCAGACAUGGGCAAAUGGAAGCGUUCUCAGGCGUAUGCUGACUACAUCGGAUUCAUCCUCACCCUCAACGAAGGUGUGAAGGGGAAGAAGCUGAGCGUCGAGUACAGAGUCUCUGAGGCCAUUGAGAAACUGGUCGCUCUUCUCAACACGCUGGACAGGUGGAUUGAUGAGACCCCUCCGGUGGACCAGCCCUCUCGAUUCGGGAACAAGGCCUACAGGACCUGGUAUGCCAAACUUGACGAGGAAGCAGAAAACUUGGUGGCCACAGUGGUCCCCACCCAUCUGGCAGCUGCUGUGCCCGAGGUGGCUGUUUACCUAAAGGAGUCAGUAGGGAACUCCACGCGCAUCGACUACGGCACAGGACAUGAAGCUGCCUUUGCUGCUUUCCUCUGCUGUCUCUGCAAGAUAGGGGUGCUGCGAGUGGAUGACCAAAUAGCCAUUGUCUUCAAGGUGUUCAAUCGGUACCUUGAGGUUAUGCGGAAGCUCCAGAAGACGUACAGGAUGGAGCCGGCCGGCAGCCAGGGCGUGUGGGGCCUGGAUGACUUCCAGUUUCUGCCCUUCAUCUGGGGCAGUUCACAGCUGAUAGACCACCCGAAUCUGGAGCCCAGGCACUUUGUCGAUGAGAAGGCCGUGAACGAGAACCACAAGGACUACAUGUUCCUGGAGUGUAUCCUGUUUAUCACCGAGAUGAAGACAGGCCCCUUUGCAGAGCACUCCAACCAGCUGUGGAACAUCAGCGCCGUCCCCUCCUGGUCCAAAGUGAACCAGGGUCUCAUCCGCAUGUAUAAGGCCGAGCACGAGGAGGUCAGCCACUGAAGACCGCCUGCAGCUCAGGACCAGACAGAGGGAGCCCCAGCACACAACCCAGCGCCCUUCCUGAAACCGGGAAGUUCCAGCCCUGGGUGCACGCAGCCUGCCGGGCGCUGUGCGGCGGCCACACGGCUUUGUAGGACAGCGCUGGAACCCACUGACUUUAGUUUAGGGACACCAAGUCUCUGUGACAUGCGACACUCAUUUGUAAGUUGCUAGCAGGUUGCCCUUAGUCUUUGGUCCCUGUGAGUCACGUGGUCAUAUGCUCUUUGCUCGGAGAAAAGCAAGGAAAGGACUUGCUUUUCCAGACCAGUUCUUGGUCCUUGGGGAAGACCUUUGAGGCUCACCAUUCUUGAAGUCCAGAUGGGGGUUAGCAAAGGCCAGAGCCCCUGGCCAGAGACGGCUGCUGGAGGGGAGCGGGUCCCCUGAGCUGCCAUAGAGGCCUGACCGGGCCUGGCAUCAGGAUCUGGGACCAGCUGUCUGCAUCUCCAAACUGCCUGUCAGUUCAGCCUUUCUGAACUGAAGAACCAGAUGCUUUCCGGGACCCUUGUGGGUGGUGGGGCCUGUCUUUCCUGAGGGCUGUCACCGUGCUGGUGCUCCCUUCAGGAGCGCCUGUCAGGACCUGGGGAGCCCCUUCUCCCCCCAAGUCGCUGGGACCUGGGAGGGCCUCCAGUUGGAAGGUCUGCACAUGGGCAGGCGGAAGCUGCUGCUCUGUCCAGGACACGGGGAGCGCCGGGGCACAGGUCACUGGAGGAAGGCCUGGCCGGAGGCUCCCUCUGCUGUGACCCUGGAGCCCCCGACUUCCUUUGCCCCAAGCAGCCUUUUGCUUUUAGCCCAGCUCCUCGCCCCCCCACCCCCCAGCCCCAGGCCUUGGGGAAGCUUGUUCUGGGUCCCUGAGGGCGGAGUGGAGAGAACCUCUGCCCCUGCGCCCUCCCCCUAAGCCUCUUGCCUUUGCAGCUUCUCAGGCCUGAAAGCUAGAAGCAGGUUGACCUUUGACCCUUUGUGGAAUUCCAGGACCCUGGGGGGGGGCCCCACUUUGACAAACUCCCACCACUUCCUCCAUGACAUAAGCACAAUGGCAGCUGCCUUUUCUUCUGGCCUGGAUCUGCUGCUCUUCCCUCCCCCCGACCCCCAGCUGCCUGCUCCCCACUUUCUGUGCCCCAGGCCCAGGGGCCUGGCUGUGGCCUGGAGCUCUGCUCCCACACAGAGCUUGGUUCCCCAUCCUUCCAUCGUAGAUUUCCCGUCCUGCUCACCUCCUGGUCCCCCUUCAGGCCUUGUGGCCCACCCCCCACUCUGACACACACACACCACACACAGACACACACACAGGCCUUGUGGCCCACCCCCCACUCUGACACACGCACUCACGCACGCACACACACACUCCCCCCCCCCCUACACACACACACAGCUGGGCAGAGACCUCCUCACCUCUGCGGCUGCUUGUUGAGGUGAGGGAACCCGGGACAGCGCUGGCGUGCCUUUAUUCCUCCGAGUUAGUGGGAGGAGAGCACAGUCACAGGAUGGAACUCUCACCCUCUCGGAGGCCGUAAGUCUUGUUCCACCCCAGCCAGGAGGUGCACAUUCUGCCUGUUUCUGUGGCCAGAGGUCUGAGAGGAGGCAGAUCCUUCUUCACAUGUGCGGGGCUGCUGCCUGUGUGGUGGGCAGGCGUGGCAGGGCUGGUGCAGGGGGCUGGGAGCUGGGGCCCCCUCACCUUCCCGGUCCUGUGCCGUGUGGGCCUGGGGUCCGGCUGCCUGGGGGCCAGGCCAGCUUCUUGGUCGGCCCUGCUUCUCUCUGUCUUGCCUCCUCUGCCAGAGCCCUGGGGCUGAGGCCCUGGCUGGGCUGGGUUCAGGGAGCAGCGCCAUCCCCUGCUCGGCCAUCCCCCUGCACAGUGCUCUUGUUCUCUGCCCCACGCACGGGGCUGCUGGGAAUUGCCCUGGGGGUGGGGCGGCUGUCAGCUGGUUCUUAUUGUCUCACUCUGAAGUGCCAAGAUGCCUUUUUCAGUCUAGAGAACUGAACAUUGGGAAAAUGGGCCUUGGACCCUUCUCAGGCUUGGGUCCCAGUAUCCCCACACCUCUUCUCCAGGGCUGGGAGAACCCUCAUGAUCUGGAGGGUUCUUUUCACCUCUGGUCCCCAGCUUGUCCCCCUGGGCCAAGUGAUGUCACUUGGCUGCCUCUCUUGCUCCUGCCUCGUGGGGUUAGGCUGCCUUCUCUCCCUCCCCCUCUCCCUCGGUCCCUCUCACUCACUCUCAUUCUCGUUAUUUGCUGGACCUGACCUGAUUGUCGUGGAGUGGGGGGGUCUUUGGAUGGGAGGGGGUGAUCAGGAAUGGGUUGGAAGCUCUGCCCUCCCCCAAAGGCCUGGCCGCUUCCUGGGCCCUGGGUGGACACCUGCUGGAACUGCGCUGCUCCGGGCCUCCGGAGUCGUCCAGGGGUCCCUCAUCCCUCGGAGGCCCGAGAGGCUGAGCAGGCCUUGGCAGGGGUGCAGUGCGGCCCUCACCUCUCUUCUCUGCUCCCUCCUCC
Balaenoptera musculus (blue whale) is the source of this 3702-nucleotide messenger RNA. It is a transcript of the gene PTPA, whose product is annotated as protein phosphatase 2 phosphatase activator. Gene Ontology annotation, cellular component: protein phosphatase type 2A complex; cytoplasm; nucleus. Gene Ontology annotation, molecular function: peptidyl-prolyl cis-trans isomerase activity; protein tyrosine phosphatase activator activity. The transcript is spliced from 10 exons. The record is from RefSeq and is a predicted model, not a curated record. The coding region runs from base 275 to 1189 and encodes 304 amino acids. Gene Ontology annotation, biological process: mitotic spindle organization. NCBI's taxonomy places the organism in Eukaryota, Metazoa, Chordata, Mammalia, Artiodactyla, Balaenopteridae.